Messenger RNA from Sinocyclocheilus grahami, 1671 nucleotides. RefSeq names its product putative nuclease HARBI1. The transcript has 2 exons. Lineage: Eukaryota; Metazoa; Chordata; Actinopteri; Cypriniformes; Cyprinidae. The record is from RefSeq and is a predicted model, not a curated record. The coding region runs from base 95 to 1441 and encodes 448 amino acids.
UUCUCUAUUUGAUGAUGAACAAAUAUCACUAAAUCACAAAAACAAUACACUUCACUGUGUAAGCUAGAGUGUGUAUUACCUCACGUCGCACAAAAUGCCACGUUCAUACUUGAAAACAGACGAGGCGAGAGAUGCUACAGAGAUGAAAUAUUUACUCGCAUCCAAAAUUAGGAGGCGAAAAGAAGAAAUUCAUAACUACAUACUAGAAAGGCGAGCUGAAAUUCACAAACGAAUCAGAUACCGAAGGCAUCUUUUCCUCAAUUACCGGAGCACGAGAACGAUACCAUCACCAGAUGAAGAAGACCUGCAAAGUCAUGUCCCAAUCCUUGCAGACCCAGACUGGUGGGAGAGAGUUGUGAUGACAGAGUUUGGACCAGAGGACUGGCUUGACAAGUUCCACGUCACAAGAGACAUCUUCCUUCUUCUGAGCGCUAAACUCAAGCCUCAGCUCGAGCAAGUGUAUAUAGAACAAAGUGGACAGACCAUUACACUGGAGAGAUGUAUUGCCAUGGCCUUAAUGCGUUUGUCCACCAGCACAGAAUACUGCUUUUUAAGUGAACUCUUCGGUGUGCCCAUCCCAGCUGUGUGUCAGUGUGUACGAGAGGUAUGUGAAGCCAUCAUUUUGUUACUAAAACCCCUCUACAUGCAGUUACCCGCAGAUCAUGAACUUGAAGAACAUGCGGAGCAGUUUCGUACUCUGUGGGGUUUUCCUCACUGCAUUGGUGUCAUCGACUCCCUUCACAUCCCUGUUAAAUCGCCCUCCACGGACACUCAGGAUUGCUGGAACCAGAGAGGAUGGCACUCUGUGGUGCUUCAGGGUGUGGUAAACGCACAAGGUACUUUCUGGGACGUUUGUUCUGGUUUUACAGGCAGCAUGGAUGACAUGACCAUCUUGCAGAGCUCAGAGCUGUGGACAAUGGCAGAACAGGGAGGCUUCUGCUCUCAGCCACCCAAAGAACUGAUGGGUCUACCGUUGGGAUUUCUGCUGCUGGGGGAUGUGGGUUAUUCGCUUCAGACCUGGCUACUGAAGUGCUAUCCUCCGUUGUCAAAUCUAACACCGCAACAGCAAACCUUCAACGUCCAGCUGAACCAUGGUCUUAAAGUCAUCGAGAAUACCUUCCAGCGUCUUAAAGCACGAUGGCAGUGUCUGCACAACAGAAAUGACAGCAAUGUAGACUUGGUAUCCAAGAUGGCUGUAGCUUGCUGUAUCUUGCACAAUAUCUGUAAUGUGCAUAACAGUCCGUUUAAAGAGGAGUGGGUUGAAGUACUCAGUCAGAAUGAAUGUCCACAGCCCACAGACGUGCCUACGGUCUAUAUAGAUGAUCCAAAUGCAGAGGCAGUUCGUUCUCUGCUCUGUAGCUAUUUUGAUCCAUUUCCAACAAGCAGCCCGGUUCUGCCUGUACCUGAGCCUCCUCAAAUGGACAGUGCUGGAACAGGAUAGUUUGUGUAUUGAUUGAUCAUUACAGUGGGUUUAUAGCUGCCAUUUAAUACUUUGAAAAUAAACUUUGUGUGUAAAAGUGUGUAAAUUGAUUGUAUUUAAAUCCUAGUCUUGUAAUAUAUGACUCUAAGAUUAUCUGUUUUAUUAUUUUUCUAUAAAUGAGUGACUUUUAAAUCAUUUGACUUGUUACGUUUUAUUUGGCGUCUAAUGUAUCAAUAUUGUGUAAAUGUUAA